UUACUUGCUUUGAUUUGAAAGAAGCCAUGGGAGAAGAACUGAUUUGCAGGUGGAAGCUUUCAGCUUUUCUCUUCCUCUGGGCGACUAUAGCUCUGUUUCCAAGAAAAUCAUUAGCAAUCGAUAGCAUAAAAGCAGGGGAAUCAGUUAAUGGUAGUACCCAGAUAUUAGUUUCAGCUGCACAGAACUUUGUGUUGGGAAUCUUCAAUCCCCAAGGCUCCAAAUUUCAGUAUUUGGGAAUAUGGUACAAAAACAUCCCACAAACUGUCGUGUGGGUCGCAAACAGAGAUAACCCACUUGUAAAUUCCUCUGGAAGAUUAACAGUCAAUGGAGAAGGAAAGAUUACUCUGCUCAAUGAAACAGGGGGAGUUUUAUGGUCGAUCCCAUCUCCAGGAAAAGUGGAACAACCAGUCGUUCAGCUGCUAAACACAGGUAAUUUGGUGUUAAGAGAAUCUGGGUCGGAGAAUUAUCUGUGGCAGAGUUUUGAUUACCCCUCUGAUACUCUGUUACCGGGCAUGAAACUCGGUUGGGAUUCGAAAACCGGUAUGAACCGGAAGUUAACGUCAUGGAAAAGCACGAACGAUCCGUCGUCUGGGGAUUUCACUUAUAGUGUGGAGAUGGAUGGGCUUCCCCAAUUUGUAGUUCGCAGAGGACCGAUCACAACUUUUCGAAGCGGCCCAUGGUACGGCAAUGGGUUUAGUGGGUCUGGUCCACUCAGAAAGACCGCAAUUUAUUUUCCAAAGUUCACUUAUAAUGCCCAUGAAGCCUUUUAUUCAUAUGAUGCUGGGAACGACAUCUCCGUAAGACUGGUACUGAACGCGGCUGGGUUAUUUCAGCAGUUUUACUGGGUCGAUGAUGGAAAAUAUUGGUACACUCUGUAUACAUUACCAGGAGAUCGCUGCGAUGUCUAUGGAUUCUGUGGGGAUUUUGGCGUUUGCACCUUUUCCCUCACAGCAGAAUGCGAUUGCAUGGCUGGGUUUGAACCCAAAUCGCCCGAUGAUUGGGAGAAGUUUAGAUGGUCGGAUGGCUGCGUUAGAAGGGACAAUAGAACGUGCGGAAAUGGAGAGGGGUUUAAAAGAAUCAGCAAUGUGAAGUUGCCUGAUUCUUCAGGGUAUUUGGUGAAUGUUAAUACGAGCAUCGAUGAUUGCGAGGCGACGUGCUUGGACAACUGCUCUUGCUUAGCCUAUGGAUUAAUGGAGCUUCCAACAGGCGGCUAUGGCUGCGUUACCUGGUUUCAUAAACUGAGGGAUGUUAAAUUUGUUCUUCAAAAUGGGCAAGAUCUUUAUGUGAGAGUGGCGGCAUCAGAAUUAGACUCAACCAACAAGAAGCUUACGGUUGCAAUUAGUGUGUCUGUGGCUUCAUUUCUGGGCUUGUUGGUUCUUGUGAUUUGCUUUAUCCUUGGGCGUAGAAGGAAAGUUAGAGGAGGCAAUAUGAUCUCCCCUGAGAUCACUUUAGGAGAGAUUCACUCUCAAGAAAAGGAAGUUGAGAUGCCAAUCUAUGAUUUUAGGACGAUUGAGAUUGCCACAAAUAGUUUCUCUUUUUGGAAUAAGAUAGGUGAAGGUGGUUUUGGACCAGUUUACAAGGGAAAGCUUACAAAUGGAGAGGAAAUUGCAGUUAAAAGGCUAGCUAAGAAUUCAGGGCAAGGAGUUGGAGAGUUCAAGAAUGAAGUUACUUUAAUUGCAAAGCUCCAACAUAGAAACCUCGUCAGAAUUUUAGGGUAUUGCGUUAAGAACAAAGAGAAAAUGCUUGUGUAUGAAUACUUGCCAAACAAAAGCUUGGACUCUUUCAUCUUUGAUGAAAGCAAGAGGGCUUUGCUUAAUUGGAGAAGACGCUUUGAAAUCAUUUGCGGUGUCGCUCGAGGGAUGCUAUAUCUUCAUCAAGAUUCUAGAUUGAAAAUCAUUCAUCGAGAUUUGAAGGCGAGCAAUAUACUAUUAGAUGCUAAUUUGAAUCCCAAGAUUGCGGAUUUUGGUAUGGCAAGAAUAUUUGGUCAAGACCAAAUUCAAGCGAACACAAAUCGAAUUGUCGGAACGUAUGGUUAUAUGUCACCUGAAUACGCAAUGGAAGGUCUGUUCUCAAUGAAAUCAGAUGUAUAUAGCUUUGGAGUUUUGGUGUUGGAGAUAAUUACGGGGAAAAAGAACACCAACUACGAUUCCUCGUACUUAAACUUGGUCGGACAUGUUUGGGAGCUGUGGAAAUUGGAGAAGGCAAUGGAAUUGGUAGACCCAAGUUUGGAAGAAUCAAGCAGUGGAUAUGAAGUGAUGAGAUGCCUCCAAAUUGGGCUGUUGUGUGUGCAGGAGGAUCCGACAGAUCGUCCGACCAUGUCGAAUGUGGUGUUCAUGUUGGGCAACGAAGUGGGUGUUCCUUCUCCAAAGAAACCUGCUUUUAUUUUGAAGAGGAAAUACAACAGUGGAGAUCCAUCCACCAGUACAGAAGGAGCCAACUCUGUAAAUGACCUAACAAUUUCCAUAAUCAAUGCUCGUUAAUUAGACAUGCAUAUUUGUUAUGAACUUAGAUUAAUUACUACUAUUUUCACUUCCAAAUUUAUUGUUAUAUCCAUUUCUAUUUUAAAUAACUUUCAUAAUUGUAAAUCAUUCACUCAUAUG
Cucurbita maxima (winter squash) is the source of this 2600-nucleotide messenger RNA. RefSeq names its product G-type lectin S-receptor-like serine/threonine-protein kinase At4g03230. The transcript is spliced from 7 exons. Gene Ontology annotation, biological process: recognition of pollen; protein phosphorylation. NCBI's taxonomy places the organism in Eukaryota, Viridiplantae, Streptophyta, Magnoliopsida, Cucurbitales, Cucurbitaceae. The record is from RefSeq and is a predicted model, not a curated record. Gene Ontology annotation, molecular function: protein serine/threonine kinase activity; ATP binding. Bases 27 to 2480 code for a protein of 817 amino acids.